This is a messenger RNA of Phlebotomus papatasi, 3365 nucleotides long. It is a transcript of the gene Opa1, whose product is annotated as dynamin-like 120 kDa protein, mitochondrial. Gene Ontology annotation, biological process: mitochondrial fusion. Gene Ontology annotation, cellular component: cytoplasm; mitochondrial membrane; microtubule. Gene Ontology annotation, molecular function: GTPase activity; microtubule binding; GTP binding. The coding region runs from base 151 to 3084 and encodes 977 amino acids. The record is from RefSeq and is a predicted model, not a curated record. The transcript has 11 exons. NCBI's taxonomy places the organism in Eukaryota, Metazoa, Arthropoda, Insecta, Diptera, Psychodidae.
CUCAAUCGGCAAAUCGAGUUGUCAAUUUUUUUUCAGUGAAAAAAGUGCUUGAUGUGGAAAAAUAGUGGAAAAAAUAUAAAAUAAUGCUGUAAAAUACUUAAAACCUUACCAGGAAACAACUAGAUAGUUCGCAUCGCAAGAAGAGUCACAAUGGCACAAAUUCUUCAGGGAAGAUUUGGGUUCAACCUGAAGACCUCUCGUUCACUGAGGCCUCUUGUGUUGAAUCUCUCUCGGAUGAACUUCUCAACCCUCAAUGGGAACCAUGGCAUCCGGCAUCCCCAACGGAGGAUUCUGCAACCAAGCAAUGUGCCUCUAUAUAUGACUCCAAGGCGAACUUAUGCAAUGAUUGUGGCCAGGAUUCUCCGUGGUGCCCUCAAAUUACGGUAUCUUGUUCUGGGCGGAGCCAUUGGGGGUGGAAUGACUCUGAAUAAGAAAUAUGAAGAAUGGCGUGAUGGACUUCCGGACAUGAAAUGGCUAGAUGAUGUCCUGCCCGACAAUGAGCAGUGGCACAAAUUCUCCAAGAGUUUAAUGUCUGUGGGUGAAGCUGUAAGAGAUUCAAUUGAGAUUGAUCCACGUCUGAAGAAGAUCAGCGAAGAAAAACUUGCCGAAUGGCGUGCGUGGUUCGACAAUCGUCUGGACAAUGCCAUCGAAGCAGCAGAAACCACAACAAAUCCUACAGUUGAAGGUUCAUUCCAGACACUCUCUGAUAUAAUUUCCGAUAUGUAUGGAGUAACUAAGGAAGAAUUGAAGGCGAAGCAUCUGGUGGAGACUAAGGGGAUGUCAGGAGCUGAGGAAGCUCACCGGAAGCAUCAGACAAUGCAGCAGCAGAUUGAGGAACUUCAGGCAGAAAUGAUGACGGUGCAGCUCAAGUACCAGAAGGAAUUGGAGAAGCUUGAACGAGAAAAUAAGAAUCUGAGGCAGCAGUAUUUGAUUCUCAAGUCAAAUCGGAAAUCUGGAGCGAAAAAAAUCAAAAAGAGCCUCAUUGACAUGUACUCUGAAGUCCUGGAUGAACUAUCUGGAUACGAUACCAAUUACACGAUGGCUGACCAUUUGCCACGAGUGGUUGUUGUUGGUGACCAGAGUAGUGGUAAAACUUCUGUGCUAGAAUCUAUUGCCCAAGCUAGAAUCUUUCCCCGUGGAAGUGGUGAAAUGAUGACUAGAGCGCCAGUUAAGGUCACCCUUUCAGAAGGUCCCUACCACUUGGCCAAGUUCAAUGACUCAGAACGAGAAUAUGAUCUGACGAAGGAAUCAGAAUUGGCUGAAUUGAGGCGUGAAGUAGAACUGAGAAUGCGUCAUUCGGUGCGCGGUGGAAGGACAGUGAGCACAGAGACCAUCUCGAUGACGGUGAAAGGUCCGGGAUUGCAGCGAAUGGUGUUAAUUGAUCUGCCGGGAAUUAUUUCGACAGUGACAGUUGAUAUGGCUGCCGACACAAAGGAUUCUAUUCAUCAGAUGACCAGGCAUUAUAUGAGCAAUCCAAAUGCUAUUAUUCUUUGCAUUCAAGAUGGUUCAGUGGAUGCUGAGAGGAGUAAUGUAACAGAUCUCGUAUCACAGUGUGAUCCUUUGGGGAAGAGAACAAUCUUUGUGCUGACCAAAGUGGAUUUAGCUGAGGAGUUGGCAGAUCCUGAUAGGAUUCGUAAAAUCUUGGCCGGAAAGCUCUUUCCAAUGAAAGCCCUAGGAUAUUUUGCCGUUGUAACCGGAAGGGGUAGAAAAGAUGAUUCAAUAGAAACCAUUAGAGAUUACGAGGAGAGAUUCUUCAAGACCUCAAAGUUAUUCCAUCGAAGUGGAACAGUAAUGCCUCAUCAAGUAUCCACGAGAAAUUUGAGUCUUGCCGUUGCCGAUAGAUUCUGGAGGAUGGUACGUGAGACGAUAGAACAACAAGCAGAUGCAUUUAAAGUGACACGUUUCAAUCUCGAAACUGAGUGGAAGAAUAACUUUCCCAGACUGAGAGAAUCUGGUCGGGAUGAGUUAUUUGAGAAGGCUAAAGGUGAAAUUCUCGAUGAAGUGGUCAACUUGUCUCAGAUUUCGGCCAAGAAGUGGGAAGAGGUUAUUCUCAAUACUCUCUGGGACAAGCUCUCGAGUUAUGUCUUUGAGAAUAUCUAUCUCCCAGCUGCACAAUCAGGAUCGCCAAAUUCCUUCAAUACCAUGGUGGACAUCAAGCUGCGUCAAUGGGCAGAUCAAUCACUGCCAGCUCGUGCUGUAGAAUCUGGUUACGAAGCCCUUCAGAAGGAGUUUUUGGAGCUUCUGGAACUGGCUAAAAAAUCUCCAGAUCACGAUGACAUCUUUGAUAAUCUGAAAGCUGCAGCUGUGGAUGAGGCUAUUCGCCGAUAUACGUGGGAAGAUAAGGCUAUAGAUAUGCUCCGAGUGAUUCAACUUAACACUCUGGAAGAUCGUAUUGUUACUGACAAAGGUGAAUGGGAUCAGGCAGUGCGUUUCUUUGAGGCUUCGGUGAAGGAGAAGCUGAACCUGACAGAAAAUACCAUGGCUGAGAUGUUUGGACCAUCAGCAUGGCAACGAUGGACCCAGUGGAAAUAUGCAACAGAUGAACAGCAGAAGAGACGCAAUGUCAAAGGGGAAUUGGAUAAAAUACUCGUCAGUGACUCGAAACAUCCACCAACGCUCAGCUACGAUGAAUUGACAACGGUGAGGAAGAAUCUUCAGCGUGCUGGACUCGAAGUUGAUACAGAAUAUAUACGUGAGACAUGGUAUCCUGUCUACCGACGUCAUUUCCUGCAACAAGCUCUCCUGAGAGCCUAUGACGGUCGUAAGGCCUACUACCUCUAUGUAACCCAAAAUCGAGAUCGUGGUGACUGUACUUUAAACGUCAAUGACAUCAUCCUCUUCUGGCGCAUUCAACAAGUGAUGAAAGUAACAACCAAUGCACUGCGACAGCAGGUGAUAAAUCGUGAGGCUAGGCGUCUGGAUAAGGAAAUCAAAGCGGUUCUGGAUGAAUACAGCGAAGAUGAGGACAAGAAAAUUCAAUUGCUGACGGGAAAACGGGUCUCUCUUGCUGAGGAAUUGCUUCGAGUUCGGAAAAUCCAGGAGAGACUUGAGGAAUUCAUUAAUGCCCUCAACAAAGAAAAGUGAACAUAAUUCCUGAGACAAACAACAUCGUUUAGCUUCUCUUAUUUGAGUAUUGUAAUUUUUUAUGUUUUUUUUUUAUAAUUUCCUUUUUUUUUCGAUUCACGCGCCAAGUGGAUCCCGAUGUGGAUUUAAUCUUGAUCCAAUUAUCGAGAAGAAAAUCCUCUACAAAAGUCACACAGCUUAAAGUAAUGAUUUAAAAGUCCGGGAGAUAUACAAUUCCCAACAGUUAAUUUGUUAAAAUUCAACAGAUUAUUUAAUUAAUAAAAAAAAUUGUAGCUUAUCAA